Molecule: messenger RNA, 1851 nt
Organism: Aspergillus neoniger CBS 115656
Lineage: Eukaryota; Fungi; Ascomycota; Eurotiomycetes; Eurotiales; Aspergillaceae
Exons: 4
Coding region: 362-1768 (468 amino acids)
Source: RefSeq, a predicted model, not a curated record
CAGUAGGCCAUCGGUUCGUUCUCUUCCACGUUGAUCUCUUACCCUAUGUCUCCCAAGGUGAACAAUGUCCAACUGAUAGUCCUUCACAGUCAGGGCUUGCACGCUUGCCUCAUCGUCGUCCUACAUCUAGGCUUGAUGCUUGUGUAGCUGUGCUGUCACAAGUGCCUGCUGUACUCCACAGUUGGCAAUCUACCGGGCGAAGGUUGAGAGCUGGUUCUCUUCACACCUUUCGAGUUCUCUGCAAGCCUCCUUUGCGCUCAGCGACUUUGCCUGCCUGCACCGCCCGACAAUCACUAUCGCUCCCCUCGGCCUUUAGAAGCAGUGUCGCCUGUGGCUCUUAUCCAGUCACAAACCCGGGGUAAUGGCGCUACCAUCACAACCUGCUGUGACUACAGAGGAACGGAGCUCUUCCGAGUGGUCGAGUUCCUCGCUGAAGGGUGGUCGAACAGCUCGCUUCGCAGAAGCAACCAUGAUUCACUCCCCUUCUAGUCCCGGAGAUAGCGGAAAGUCUCCUUUUGCCGACCCUCCCAGCAAUUCGCAGACGCCCCCUGACGUGUCUGACCUCGGCUUCGGCUAUGUAGCUGCGAGUGACCCUGCUAAGCAUGCCUCGCAUCACGAUAUUCCGGCCAAUGACCAGAAGGGUGCUCUCAAGGUUCCAGGAACACCAGGCCGGACUUUGAAUCCGUUGAGUCCAACGUUUCGAGAGGAAUUUUUCGUGGAGAAGCAAGAAAAGAUUACGGAAAAGGAAAACCAGAGAGACCUGCGUAUCAAGUUACGUGUUCGGGUAGCCAAGGUGUUCCUUCGUUUCAUCAACCUUGGCUGCAGUAUGAUUGUCCUUACCAUCCUGGGAACGACAUUGACUGUCUUCAACGCGACGAAGUCACUGCCUGAGCGAAACACUUCCCCUCCUUGGGAAUUUGGCACAAAUCCUUGGCCACAAUAUCUGCUUCUAGCCGUUUCAUGUCUCUCCUUGAUUGCCUGCCUUGGUGUCUUCUGGGGCUACUGGAGAGGGGGACGCAGACGUGCACAGAAAUAUGCGGCUUAUUACUCGCUCCUGUCGGUGUUCCUCUUCAUCUUCCAACUAGUCAUGUGGAUUGUUGCCGCCGCAAUCUUUGAACAUUCGAAGGCUACUGGAGACGACAAAGACCUAUGGGGCUGGGCUUGUGUCCAUAACGAGAGAGAACAACUAUUCAAAGACCAAAUCGACUACGCACUCCUCUGUCGUCUGCAGGACUGGGGAUUGGUCUGUGCCGUCAUUGAAAUCGUCCUUGAAGUCUUUGUCCUCGUAAUCUACGGUGUCAUUUUCUACCGCUUCUGGAGCAAGAGAAAGCUGGCCAGGUCGAUGGACCGUCGAGACAGAGCACGGACAGACCUGUACAUCGCUCAGCUCCGCCAGAACAUGGACCCCAACACGCCCGGAUUUCCCACCAUGCCCAAGGCUCCCUUCGUGUCAACCUCGAUUCCUCAAGACCAGUAUUCUGCUGCUGAGAACGGACAGAUGUGCACAACCCAGUUCGCCACUCCCCCGACUGAUUUCAAAAAGCAGUCGGCGUUCCAGCUUCAGCCGCCCCCGAUUAGGGUGCAGCAGGCAUCUCCACAACCGGUGCAGAGUGAAUUCCCACCGCCACCUGCACCGGCACCGGUUCCAAGCGCUCCUAACCAGCACAUGGGUGCAGCACCCGGCGAACGAACCUAUGAGUCUGUGCCCAUUCCCGGUGCUUAUGCCGGCCCUAUGAGUCCUAGCUUUCCGCACGGAACCCACCAGUAAAAUCCCUGACCGUUGCCUUGCUGGCUGGACAUAAGUCUAGAAGAGAAAAUAAGGAAAAGGAUCAUGUCUUUAAAUACUGACAC